UUCUAACAAAAAAUAUACUAGUCUACUAGAGCUACCGAUACUAUCUGACUCUGAACUAAUAUCAGCUGGCCCCAACAAAUCCACCUGCCUGCUCGCAUUUGCCAGUGAAAGUUUGGGUCAGGCGAGAAAAAAAUUAUCAAACUCGCCGGACAUUGCAUGUCAGUGAUUGCAUGAUGUCACAAUAUGAUGAAGAUAUAUAUGAGAGUCCAUUCUUUGUGGCCCUAGAGAAACAACACAAGUCUUUGUUUGAUAAGGCAACAGCCAAUAGAUGGGUGAUUUGUGUUCCAAAGUUUUCUGCAGUGAAGAAAGAUGAAUUAGGAACAAAAGAUUUUGAGGAUCAUAUAUUGAUACCAGCAGUUGAUAAUGACAGUGCCUUUACUACAGUCUCUAAACAUAAAGUUGAAAUUCAGUCAGGUCAGAUCAAUCUUGCCUCAGGAUUAAAAGCAGGAAAAGUAGAUAUUUUAUUUGAAGAGACAUUCUACAACACAAAAGAUGAAAGUUACAGGGUGGUCUGUGUAUCAGGGUUCUUUAACAGGGAAAUUACGCAAGAUGAUUCAUCAGAUUCAGGGGUAGAUUCAGACUGGAGCAAAAUUCCUGUCACCUAUGAUGAAUGUAUACAUAUACUUUGGGGACAUCAAGGUAGUAGUAAAACAAAAGAAAAUUUUGACAAGAUGUUGAAGAUAUUUUGCGGGGAGUAUCAGAGAUUUGAGGGGACAGCUGACAGCAUUCCUAAUCUUGCAGAUCUGGUAGCAUCCCACGUAACCAAGGCUAUGCAGAUUGUUCUAAAAGAUCCACAGAUAAAAAAACUUGUUAAACAAGAAGACAUGUUCAUGGCCAGUUUAAAGGUAGCUGUUGAGACAUAUAUGAUGAAUGCUGUACAUAAACACUUGUUUACUACAAUCACAGCUUGUGUCAAAUCUUCGGAUGCCCUCAUUAACAAGAUGACGAGAAACUUGCUAGAUAUUCGACUUCACAAUCUGGACAUUAGAUCAGAGUUUGAGGAAAACUUACCAUAUGCUAAGAAGGAAGUUUCCAGAUUAAACCAGUUUAGCACUCCACUUGGAAGGGUUCUGUGUUUGAAGAGAGUUGUAACGGCUUUGACAAAACCGCUGUUUAAAUCACAGGAAAAUGAAGGUUUAAUGAUGUCCUCUGACGAGCUUUUGCCUUUAUUGAUAUACCUCAUCAUCAAAUCUCAGAUGGCUAAUUGGACAGCAAAUCUAAUGUACAUGAAGUACUUCCAGGUUGCCAAAAUGACAGAAAGCAAUGAGUUCAGUUUUUACUUGGCAACAAUAGAAGCUGCCCUGGAUUACAUAAGUUCUGGCAAUUUGAAGCAAGGUAAAGAAACUGGGUUUAGCAGACAGACAUCUGGAAGUACAACAACCAGCAAAGAUAAAUUCUUUCAAUAUGUUCAGUACGGAGAUGAGGCUGCCGUAAGCCUGAUGUUGAAGAAACAUAAACCUACAACUGAUGAUAUCUCCACUAAGCUGUGUCACCCUCUAUGUACAUGUGAUAAAUGUAUAGAAAUUACAAGUCAAUCGUCACAAAACUCUGGGGCUGUCUCGUCUAUAGCUAGGGAUGAUAUGGGUAGAACAGCUUUGCAUAUAGCAGCAUUUUAUGGGCAGGGAGCUUUGAUAGACAUUCUUUGUAAACAUGGGUGUCUCACUGAUGCUACAGAUUAUCUAGGUUGUACACCACUACAUCUCGCUUCACAGAAAGGCUAUCAAAAUAUCAUUUUGCUGUUGGUACAUUUUGGUGCUGAUAUUAGUGCUGUAGAUAAUGAAGGAAAUACAUCACUACAUUUAUGUGCUAAAAAUGGUCAUGAAGAUUGUGUUAAAGCAAUACUAUUUCUAGACAUAUUGAAGAACAAAUUAAAUGUGAAUGCACAGAAUGAUAUGGGAGACACACCAUUACAUAUGGCAGCUAGAUGGGGAUAUGAUGGUAUAGUAAAUUUCCUGCUAGAGUCGGAGGCUGACCCUCGUGUGAGGAACAGGAAACGUCAAACACCUUAUAAUGUUGCUCAAAAUGCUGACAUCAAAAAAAAGUUACUGGCAGUCCUGAAUGACCCUCCACCUUUAAUUAUUAGACAACCUGUGAAGCCAGCAACCUUGCCUGUUCAAAACCAUGUAACAAAGACUGCCCCAACCUCAGCACACAUCCCUACCCCCUCCUCCACCCCACAAACUGACCUAGGUAGCUCUACCAGACAAACACAGGAUAAGACACCACUUGGAUUUGAAGUAAUAGAUGUAAAGGUUAGACCUCCAAUACAAUUGGUAGAUAACUCUAGCAGUGAAAUGAUGUCCCCAACUACACCAGCAGUUGCUUCCCUUGAUCAGACAGAUUUGAAACAGAUUGAAAAACUGUACAAAGCAAUAGCAAGCAGGGACUUACCUUUGGUUGAGUAUUAUUUUGGUUGGGUAGAUUCAUCCAGUUCAUCAGAUAGUCCUGUUUCCCCACCGACAACCCCGGUACUAACAGAGAAUAUAGCUGCCAAACUUUGCCACCCAUUGUGCCAGUGUGAUAAAUGUAAACAUAUACAGAAAUAUUUGUUGUGGAAUGUUAACCCUGGAAUGCAUUCCAGUGUGAACACAUUACAUGUGAACUGUCAGAACAAGAAAGGGUUUGCUCCCCUGCAUAUAGCUGUGAUAGAGGAUUAUAUGGAGGUACUUCGGUUACUGUUGAAGAAAGGAGCUUUUGUGAAUGUACAGACACAUAAACAUAUAACACCGUUACAUCUUGCCUGUUACCAUAAUCAGACUGAGAUGGUAGAAUUGUUAGUUAAGAGUGGAGCUGAUGUUAACAUACGAGAUCAGCAUGGAGAGAUAGCCUUACACCUAGCUGCUGCCAAAUGUAACCUUCCUACUGUUACAUUCCUCCUACAGCGCUCAAGCACAGUAAACCUUGGAAAUGUGAAUGGGAACACUACACUACAUCAUGCUGUAUGUACAGGAAACCUAGACAUUAUAGGCAUCCUGUUAAAGUAUGGGGCCAAUCCUGAUGCACUUAAUAAACACCACAAGUCUCCUGCAGAUAUGACAAAGGAUCCUGUGAUAUUAGAUAUGUUGAAAAAGAAAUCUGAGGAGUUACGCAACAAGUUGACCCCUGUAACCCCUACAAUCCAACAGACAUCAGUACCAAAAUCUGAGUCUGCUCCAGAACAUCUUAGAGAUAAACAACAACAACAAGGAAAUGAAAAACUGAGAAAAAUGGUUUCCAAUGUUGAAGACAAGCAUCUAAAUACGCUACAACAAAUUGGUCAAGGAAUAAAAACAUUUGACAGACAAAGAAAACUUAAGAGAAGUCAGACGUUUGACCACAGCUCUCCAGCUAUAAAUGAUGCUAGUCUAAAACUAGCUUUAUCCAUACAACACUUUGAUAAAGAGAAAAGUUUACGAAAGGCUCAGACGUUAGAUAGGACGUCCUUGAGUUUAAAGUCAUUAGAACAUUCCAUGUCUAUACAGCACUUUGAUUUCCACAGUUUAAAACAUGUGGAGUCUGUAGAUAAAAGUAGUCCUCUUCAUUUAUAUUCAUUAACAAGAACUUUUAGUUGCUAUAGUGACUAUUCUGAUACACCCACUGAAGAACAACACAAAGAUAUACAGGGAGGUAACUCUGAUUUUACUGAAAGAACUAUUGAAACAGGAGAUGAUUCUGUAAUAAAGGAAGAAUCUGUAGAAGAAGUUGAUAAAAAUAUGCAUAAAGAUAAUAGUGACCUUAUUGAUCAGAUAGUGGAAGAGACUGAUCCAGAUUGUGAUAGAUUAAAUAGUGAUAAUGGAAUAACAACAGGGGGUAAUGAAAGGAAAAAUACAAUACAAUCUGAUAGUGAAAAUGUAGAUUUAAACAGACAGGUUUCUGAAAGCAGUGCAAUAAAAAGCUUAGUCGAAAUUCCUAGUAGUCAAACUGAAGGUGAUGUGAAACCUUUAACUGAAGGUAAAACAAAUGAAGUUGAAGCUGAAGGUUAUGCAUGUGAAGGUGAUGAAUUGUCUACGGAAAUCUGUGAUGAAUUGUCCACUGAAAACCAUGAUGAAGUGUCUACUGAAAUCCAAGGAACCAAACAAGCUGAGGUCAAUGAUGUUAAUGUAAUAGAUACUAUCCAAUGUGAUGUAACACCUACAGUAAAUAUCCCACAUGAUGAAAACUAUGUAGAUAGAGAAGUCCUUGAACCUGUAGAUGAUGAAAAACAUAAAACCAAUGAGAUGAAUAGGGAAGAUGCCUGUGAUAAAGACAAUAUAUCAGACUCAUGCAAAGAUGAAACUGCUGGUACAAAAUUUUGAAAAACAUCAUGUGAUAUGGUCCAAAGUAAUGUUAAACCAGUUACUGCUGGAAUUGAAAACACUGAGGACAUCUAAAAUAAAUAUGCAAUGAUAGCAAUGGUAGCAAUGGCAGAACAAUUGUAAAAGUACUAGAUAAGAUUGGGACAAAAAUGAUUUUAUGGAAUAAAAUUUUUGUGUCAGUUUAUAUUGAAAAUAUGCAAAUUUCUAGGACAUUGUCAUUUCUCUGGGAUAAUAUGUUUUAUUUGCAGUUCAUGUCAAACCAUGUAUUGAAGCAGUUCAUGAUUGUAUAAAAAUAUUGCCAUGUAUUAUAUUCACCGUGAAAUAUACAAGAUAAAACUAGGAAAUUACAAAACGAAAUGAUUGCAAUGUAUGUUACUCCACAAUUUAUACCAAAUAAUCUGAUAAUGAUAAAAGUACAUUUGUAUAAAAUAUCAUGUUAUGACUAUGCUUAUCUUUAAAGGCUUUGUUAUUUUGCUUCUGUUAAAGAGUUAAUCUUUUGAUUGAUUUCUUGAUUGUUUUUUCAAAAACUUUUGUUAUUGCAACUCAAACAUAGUAAAGUUACUGGGAGUAUUGUCGGCAUGAAGCUACUGUGGUUAAAAAAAAACUCCGGUGAAAUGAUAAUCAUUAUAUUGUUAAGAAGAAUUUUUGCAUUUUAUGUUUAUAUUGAUUAGAUCCUGAAAACUUAUGUUUAAUAUUUUUGUAUAUUAGAAACUUUUAAGUGUUACGAACGCAUUGCAUUAAGUGCUAUUUGAGUGAUAUUUUUUUCAUCUUACAGUAAAAAAAAAAGCAUUUUAAAUUUGCUGGGUUUUGAAAUUUGACUUUAGAUAAAUGCUGAUAUAAUUAUAAUGGAGAUACAGAUGUUAAAUGGUUUUAUCAAUGUAUAAGUUCAGCUAUUUUGAAUGAUGGAACAUAGAAGUAUUUUGUAUCUUGUAAUGUACGUUAGUUUUGAUUAUCUCAAUGACAGUACAAAUAAUUAUAACAAUUUUUGAAAUCAAAAGGUGAUUUAGUAAAUGAAAAGUUGAUAUGUAAAUUAUAUGAUGACUAAUUAUGUGCAAUAAACUAUUAUUAAAGUGCUAUAGUUAUAUAUACAUUGUACACAUAUAUGUAUAGACUUUAUAUCAAAAGAAUCAUGACUUAGUUCUUUAACGCAGAUUUGAUUUUUUAACACACGAUAAACUGUUUGAAGGGCAUUAUUGUAUGUUUUUUCUAAAACUGUCUAGACUGCCAUGAGAA
Molecule: messenger RNA, 5507 nt
Organism: Ruditapes philippinarum (Manila clam)
Lineage: Eukaryota; Metazoa; Mollusca; Bivalvia; Venerida; Veneridae
Product: ankyrin repeat domain-containing protein 27-like
Exons: 28
Coding region: 171-4274 (1367 amino acids)
Biological process (GO): early endosome to late endosome transport; neuron projection morphogenesis
Cellular component (GO): tubular endosome; early endosome; neuron projection
Molecular function (GO): SNARE binding; guanyl-nucleotide exchange factor activity
Source: RefSeq, a predicted model, not a curated record